Molecule: messenger RNA, 900 nt
Organism: Cricetulus griseus (Chinese hamster)
Lineage: Eukaryota; Metazoa; Chordata; Mammalia; Rodentia; Cricetidae
Source: RefSeq, a predicted model, not a curated record
AUGAACCUCAAUGAUUUGACGAUAGGAAUAGUGUUCUUACUUCAGAGUGCAGUUGGAAUUGUGGGGAAUUUCUCUGUUCUUUCCUGCUACCUCAUCCAUUACUACAAUGAACAGACAUUAAAGACCACAGAUUUGAUUCUCACACACAUGUUCACAGCCAACAUCUUGAUCAUUCUCUCUAAAGGAUUACUCCAUACAAUGAGAGCUUUUGGGAUGAAAGGGUUCAUCACUCAUUUUGGAUGUGAAUUACUUUUGUAUAUUCAAAGACUAGGCAGGAGCAUGUCCAUUGUCACCACCUGCUUCUUGAGUGUUUUCCAGGCUAUCACAAUCAACCCUGGGAACUCUUUUGGUUUGAUCCUUAAAGUCAAAGCUCCAAAGCAUAUUGUUCUGCUCACCUCCCUCUUCUGGAAGCUGUACAUGUCAGGAAAUAUGAUUUUUCCUUUGUAUAUGUAUACUAAGCAGAACAGGAACAUCUUGGCACAUGAGAGUGAUAUGAAAUACUGCUCCAUUUCAGGUAACGAUGCCCUUGGAAGCUUAUUAUAUACAGUGUUGUUUGUUCUUCCUGAAAUUUUGCUUUCUGUCAUCAUUGUUUGGUCUAGCUGUUCCAUGGUUGUCACUUUGUAUAGGCACAACCAACGGGUUCAACAUAUCCGCAGCUCCAGUGUUUCCUUCAGAACAUCUCCUGAGUACAGAGCCACCCACCGCAUACUGACCUUUGUGUCAACCUUUAUAGGUUUCCAUGCCCUCUCUUCCAUCUUACAAGGUUGCAUUGCUCUCAUACACAAUCCUCAUUUGUGGCUGCUGAAUAUUAAUGCAAUUAUUUCUAUGUGUUUUCCUACUUUGGGGCCCUUCUUAAUGAGCCGUGACUACACAUUGCAAAGAUUGUGCUUUACUGAGUAA